CCCAAUAUUGUGAGAAUUUUUUUUUACGAAAAUUAAUUUUGUGACUGACUUGUUUUCAUAUUUUCUCCUGUAAUUAUUUUUAUAAUACGAAUAUAUGUAUUUAAAUUAUGACUACGCUUGAAGAAACUCGAACAUCUGCAGUAAAUGACCAGCGGCGUAGUAGGCGUUCCUCUUACGCACGAAAAAGUCAAAAAUCACUAGAGGAAUUAGCUGCUGAACGAAAACUCAGAGAUAAAGAAGAAAAGCAAGAAAAUCUUAAACAAAUUUUAAACAUGAUUUGUAAAAAAGAAUUACAACAUGCAGACGAAAAAGAUGUUAGUCUACAGCCAAGCUUUAGUAAAUUUCAGUUACCCUAUAUUAUUAAAUGCCGCAAUCGUUAUAAUGCCAGCAAAAAACUAUACGAACAACGUUUCCAAUAUGAAAUUGAACAAUUAAUUGUCCAACAGGCUACCGGCUAUGAAGCAGCACGUUUAAAUAGACAUUUAUGCAUCACCACUAUUUGGCCGCCUCUACAUAGUCGCAGUGAAAUUGCCCAUACACAACGUUAUUUUUUCAGUUUAACGCGUAAAGAACGUCAACGUUUAAAUUGGAUUAUGAGCACCAAAAUUAUAUGAAAUAAACACAAAAACACACACAGUCAUAUACAUUCAUUCAUACAUAUAAAAAACUAACAUUUAUUUUAAAAUAUCUACAAUAUAUCAGGUGGCUUCUGUUUGUUCGUGGGCUCAAAUUAUUACUGGGUGAUAAUACAAUAAAUUGAUUUAAAUGGAGAUAUGAAAUAUAUGUACUAUGUGUGUAUAUUGCUGUUGAAAUA
Molecule: messenger RNA, 814 nt
Organism: Lucilia sericata (common green bottle fly)
Lineage: Eukaryota; Metazoa; Arthropoda; Insecta; Diptera; Calliphoridae
Exons: 3
Coding region: 108-614 (168 amino acids)
Source: RefSeq, a predicted model, not a curated record